Dromiciops gliroides (monito del monte) is the source of this 3347-nucleotide messenger RNA. It is a transcript of the gene TBC1D23, whose product is annotated as TBC1 domain family member 23. The record is from RefSeq and is a predicted model, not a curated record. Gene Ontology annotation, biological process: embryonic brain development; retrograde transport, endosome to Golgi. Bases 131 to 2233 code for a protein of 700 amino acids. The transcript has 19 exons. Gene Ontology annotation, cellular component: trans-Golgi network. Lineage: Eukaryota; Metazoa; Chordata; Mammalia; Microbiotheria; Microbiotheriidae.
CUCAGUCUUCCUUUUUCCUCUACCCCGGCUCAGCCUCCGAACUCAGAAAACUUUUUACGACACACGGGAUCCCAGAGUCCUCCCCGGCGCCGGCUCGCUUUUCGGCAAAGUGACGUGGACGUCAACAGCAAUGGCGGAAGGAGAGGAGGCAUCGCCGCCGCCAACGUCGGGGGGCGACAGCUGGGAAAAAGAUCUUGGGGAAGCUUUGGAAACUGGAGGUUGUGAUCUUGAAACUUUGAGGAAUAUAAUUCAAGGGAGACCACUGCCUGCUGAUUUGAGGGCAAAAGUUUGGAAGAUUGCUUUAAAUGUUGCAGGGAAAGGUGACAGUUUAGCAUCUUGGGAUGGUAAUUUGGAUCUGCCAGAACAGACUACAAUUCACAAGGAUUGUCAAGAGCUCAUUGACCAGCUUUCAAUUGCAGAAGAAAAGACGGUCUUACUCUUGAAUGUUGAAUCUGUAAUUACAUUUUAUUGUAAAUCACGGAAUGUCAAAUACAGCACAUCGCUUGGCUGGAUACAUUUGCUUAAGCCACUGGUGAAUCUUCAUCUUACACGCAGCGAUUUAUACAAUUGCUUUUAUGCUAUCAUGAAUAAGUACAUUCCCAGGGAUUGUUUCCUGAAGGGGAGACCAUUUCAUCUCUUUCGAUUGCUUAUCCAGUAUCAUGAACCUGAACUGUGUUCCUUUCUUGAUACAAAGAAGAUGACUCCAGACUCCUAUGCACUCAACUGGCUUGGAAGCCUUUUUGCUUGUUUCUGUUCAAUUGAAGUCACUCAAGCAAUAUGGGAUGGAUACCUACAGCAAGCAGAUCCAUUCUUUAUUUAUUUUUUAAUGUUAAUAAUCCUUGUCAAUACAAAAGAUGUUAUUUUAGCACAAGAAUCUGACAGUAAAGAAGAAAUUAUUCAGUUCUUGGAAAACACACCAUCCAGUUUGAAUAUAGAAGAUAUUGAAGAUCUAUUUUCUCUGGCACAAUAUUAUUACAGUAAAACUCCAGCUUCAUUUAGAAAGGACAAUCAUAGUUUAUUUGGCAGUCCUUUGCUGGGAAUUAAAGAUGACGACACAGAUCUGAGUCAGGCUCUCUGUCUGGCAAUUUCAGUAGCAGAGAUUCUUCAAGCAAACCAACAGCAAGGGGAAGGAGUUCGAUUCUUUGUGGUGGAUUGCAGGCCUGCGGAACAGUACAAUGCUGGGCAUUUAUCAACAGCUUUUCACUUAGAUUCAGAUUUGAUGCUUCAGAAUCCAUCAGAAUUUGCACAGUCAGUAAAAUAUUUGCUAGAAGCCCAGAAGCAGUCUAUUGAGUCUGGUUCAAUCGCGGGAGGGGAACACCUCUGUUUCAUGGGAAGUGGCAGGGAAGAAGAAGACAUGUAUAUGAACAUGGUCCUUGCACACUUUUUACAGAAAAACAAAGAAUAUGUCAGCAUUGCCAGUGGAGGAUUUAUGGCACUCCAGCAGCACUUAGCAGACAUAAAUGUGGAUGGACCAGAGAAUGGAUACGGCCACUGGAUUGCUAGCACCUCAGGCUCCAGGAGUAGUAUAAAUUCCUCUGUUGAUGGUGAUUCUCCUAAUGGUUCAAAUGAUGGGCGAGGAAUGAAAUCAUUGGUAAACAAAAUGACUGUCGCUUUAAAGACAAAAUCUGUGAAUGUCAAGGAAAAAGUUAUCAGCUUUAUUGAGAAUACAUCAACUCCUGUAGACAGAAUGUCUUUCAAUCUUCCUUGGCCAGACAAAACAAGUACAGAGCGACAUGUGAGUAGCAGUGACAGAGUGGGCAAGCCCUACCGUGGUGUGAAGCCUGUAUUCAGCAUUGGGGAUGAAGAAGAAUAUGACACAGAUGAAAUUGAUAGCUCCUCAAUGUCAGAUGAUGAUCGAAAAGAGGUUGUGAAUAUUCAAACCUGGAUAAACAAGCCAGACAUCAAGCAUCAUUUUCCUUGCAAUGAAGUAAAAGAAAAUGGACACAUGUUUCCUAGUCAUCUUUUGGUUACUGCAACACACAUGUACUGUUUAAGGGAAAUUCCUUCACGAAAAGGAUUGGCUUAUAUACAGUCUCGGCAAGCACUAAAUUCUGUAGUUAAAAUCACAUCCAAGAAGAAACACCCUGAGCUAAUUACUUUCAAGUAUGGAAACAGCAGUACUUCAGGAAUAGAAAUUUUGGCGGUUGAAAGGUAUUUGAUUCCAAAUGCAGGGGAUGCUACCAAAGCCAUAAAACAACAGAUCAUGAAGGUUCUGGAUGCCUUGGAAAGCUAAUAGCAAAAGACUUGGGAGAGGUGUGAACACACUUUCCUAACUGAAUAUUACCCUGAAAAAUUUUAUUUACUCCUUGGAGUGCCUGAGUAGCAGGCUUAUGAUAGGGUAAAUUAUUGUAAUCAAUUUCAGGACAGUUUUUAAAUUUUUAAAUUUUCUUUUGCAUUUUUGGUUUUGUACAAGUCCUUUAUUAUCAAGGUCAUUUACUAAGUGGCUUUAGAGUAGCUGACCUUGCACCUUCAUGGAGUAAGGGUACAAGAUGCAGUUCAGUUUUGAGCAACCCAUUUUAAGGGAAUAUUCUGCACUUUUCAGGUAACACUAUAGACACAUGUGUGUGCGUGCACUUGAGCGUGUGUGCGUGUGUGCCUGUGUGUGUGUGUAUAACUGCAGUGUCUUCAAUGACAUUGAACACUAUUCAUAGACAUCGAUUUGGAAACCUAAUGUUCAUACAUUUGGUUUUGUCCACGAAUAUUAUCAGAGACUAAAACAUUACUCAGAGUAGUAAACAUUUGGCUUACUACUCUUCUUAAGAGGUCUGGAAUUCAGCCAAUGUGUGGAUAUGGAGUUCCAACUGAUUGAAUAAUGCAACCCUACUAUGAAGUAUAAAAAUAUGUUUUCUAAAUCACACCAUUUACCUAUGCAUAAUUGGGGGAAAUAAUUUGAACACUUACAAAUGAGUGUUUUAAAAAUACUAAACCUGAUACUAAUAGUUUCCAUACAAUAGCUAAGACUAACUAAUAGUCUCAAUGAGUAAAAUGGAAUGGGUGUAAGCAUUAUGAUAAAUGGAUAAGUGUUAAAAUUUGAAAUUCAAAUUGAAGAGGAUAAAACUGGAGCAUUGAAAAUGGUCUCUAUCACAAACAAAUUAUAUGGUUUUGUAUAUUUCAAAACCUGUGUGUUUGAGUGUGCAUUGUUUUACACUCAUUUGAGGUCAUGUUCUGUGAUGAGACUAAAUAAAAGCUACUAAUCAGAGUGCUAUAUAGCUGCAAUGCCUUAUCAUCAUGUCCUUGCUUUUUAAUGCUCUUUUCCUUUGGUACUUUGUUUUUCAAAGUUCAACUGUUUUGAAAAAUGUUUUUCUUCCCCCUUGAUGCAGUAAAACAUAAGUGAUCUGCUUUAUUUU